Anguilla rostrata (American eel) is the source of this 4069-nucleotide messenger RNA. Its product is annotated as adenosine receptor A1-like. The transcript has 3 exons. Gene Ontology annotation, cellular component: plasma membrane. Bases 2399 to 3631 code for a protein of 410 amino acids. Lineage: Eukaryota; Metazoa; Chordata; Actinopteri; Anguilliformes; Anguillidae. Gene Ontology annotation, biological process: G protein-coupled receptor signaling pathway. The record is from RefSeq and is a predicted model, not a curated record. Gene Ontology annotation, molecular function: G protein-coupled bile acid receptor activity.
GUGCAUUUUAAUUGAAUUUGACGGUAAAAUUAAAUUACUAAAUUAGACGCCGCACUAUGUUUACACUAGCCCGGAUUAAGCAAUGUCCAUUCUGAACGAGUUGGUGGCGAGAGACGAAGUUGUCAACGACUUAAUUGGAAGUUGAUUUUAAUGCAAUGUAGGCUUAGAUAUCUAAUAAAUUCUUUAGGUUCCUUCUAAUGUCUAACCAGUUUUUAUUAACAGUUACAUUCUUAAUAAAAAAACAACCAGGUUGAAUUACACGGUUUCCUAAGAGCAAUCAUAUGUUCAUUUCUUUAAAACAAAACUGGAAAUUAGAAGUAGCACCAAUAACAUUGAUUUUUGAACGACUUGCAUUGAAUAACAUUGUCUUAAACUUCUUUCAUCACUUACAGUUCCAGAUUUGAUCUUCUGGGUGGCACUCUUGUCUCUUGUAAAUCUUCAGAUUAAUAAUGGAAAAUCUGGGCUAAAUGCACGUUAAAGAAUAAUGGUAAUUAGUCUGAUAUGAUUAAGCAGCAGUGGUUCAAUGCAUAAUAAUGCCAUUUCAGGCACACUGUAAAAUGCUAAUACUGACCUUUUUAUCAGCAUACAAAUUGCAUUUACAAAGUGAUGCGAUAUUUAAUUAAACCUGAAUUUAAGUAACUCCACGCAGCUAUUUUUAAAAUGUAAGAACCUCUGGUGUUUGUUCAAAGAUGCAAGACAGUGCAGGGUAAUGGAGUGCUCUGCCGAGAUUGAAAGGCAAACAGAGCAUUUAGUAUUCAGUGGCCUAUAUUCAUAAAGUUUUUUCAGUUGAUUUCAACAGCCCCAUUCAGCACAGGCUCUGCCAGGAUAACGUGGCGACAACGUCAGUGUGAGAAAUUCAAAGAAACGGUAAUUUCUCCAGGAAAUUGGUAGUUUGUGGAAGAUGAUUGCUCUGCUCCUCCUCCUCAGUGGUCGGAACAACUUGGUGUGUCAUUUGGAUGGUGCUGGUUAGAUCUUGAAUUUAACACGUCUACUCAGAGGAUGUAAAGAGAAGAUUACUUGUGUGUGAGAAAGAAAGUGACUAACCCAUCUGGGUUGUAUCUAUACAUGAUAUGACAUAACAGGAUCAAUAUAUUCUCUUCUCUGUAAUUGUUCCCUUGACUGUGAACAUGGCAACCCUUUUUCGCAUGCCUUCCCAGCUAGUAUGCGAUGGCUCGGCAGUUUCAGGAGAAAUGAUAAAAUCUUUUUUUUCUCUCUCUCUCUCUCUCUCCUUUUUUUUGGUACUUUCCUGCAUCCUCUCUUCUCCUUGUCCCUCCUUUCCAUCACUGCGCCCUCCAUUUUGUCUGUCUGGUCCACUGACAUGUUUACUCGGGGUGAUGGACACGCGGAGCGGCGCGCCUGUGUACAUCCCGCGCUGAUUUGUUGGGCCAAGUUUGCCCUUUGGACACCUCCGGAGGUGAGGGAUGGAGCCGCUCUCUUAGGAUCGACGCUAUUGAGCUGUGUACACGGGCACCGCGAAGCGAACGGGGCUGGAGUUUUAUGAGCGCGAGAGUGCUCGGUGUUAGAUGGGGGAAUGAUACACAAUGAGAUAUAUAGAGAGGAAGCGGAGGAAGGGAAUUGCAAAGGAAAGACGGAUCGCUCUCCGGAGCUCUCCCCUCUCUCUGAGAAACACGCUGUUCCGUCCUCGCCGCCGCGACCCAAGGUAUUUGUCUUCAGUCUUACUUUCAUCCCUCCUCUCUUCUCCUCUCUCCUCUCCUAUUGACUAAAUCGUUUUUAAUAUUGUGCUGUCCUCGGAUGCCUUGUUUUCCCCACUCCCCCCUUAAAAGUGUUUGCACUGAUUUGUACUAUUUGCAUUUUGGUACCAACUUGCUGUGAAUAGGUAUAUCAAAGGCCAGUCAUAAUUGUUAGUGCAAAAGAAAUUUGAUUGCAGCUGCUGAAAGUUCUGAAAGAAAACUCCAUCGUGUGCAGUUUUCCGUCUAAAUUUUUACCUGUUUUUUUUGUGAACAAUAAGCAAUUUUUAUGAAGUGUUCUGCACAAUCAGUUUGUCUCCCAAUUUGUCUCUUUUCUGUUAGUUUGCUAUAAAUGCGGGGAAAGUAAUUGUCUGUCGGGUGAAGCCUUUCUUAGGGCGGCUUGUCUUGCUUCCCAGUCUGCGUUUUGUUUGACAGAUCUUACAUCAUAAAACCUCUGUCAAGUUAGAUGGCUGCGUUUGCAGUCACGAUCACAAUGCACGCGUGCAGUCCAGUGAUGUCAAGACAAGUCUUAACAAGCUGUAGAGCCCUUGUGUCCAUGUGUACGCAGUAAAAUGUCCAGUGUUAAUAUAACUCUGUUUAACAGCAUAAAUAUGAGUCCAACUGGGACCACAUGUACUCUGUAAGAGGUGAUUUAACACUGACCAUCUUACUGUGUUGGAAACAAUACAUCACUAACAUACAUCUCUCGCAUGUCUUCUGCCUUGUCCUCCCUUCUUUGGCUGUCUGGCCCAGCCAUGCAGCAUAUCUGGCUGUACACAGUGUGUCAGUGCGUGCUGUACAUGUCUGUGAUUUGGGUGAGUGUGAGGAUGUGUGUGGGUAGGGGCCAGCGCAGCAGGGGUGCGGGCUGUGGCAGUGUCUCGGACUGCCUGAGGAUCUGCCUGGGCUGGGCGGGGGCAGUGGGGAGCGCGGCGGCCAUCCCGGUCUCAGUGCUGCUGAACCUGAGAAGCCCCCGGUGCCUGUACACCUGCCUCACCCUGGUGUGCUGCCCCCUGCUGGUCAGGCAGUUCACCGUGUGCUUGCUGCUGCUGCUCACCCUCGACUCACACCUCCAGGACAGACUGGGAGAGAGGUAUGCUUUGUUGGUGAGCCGUCGCCGGGCCCUCCUGGUGGUCCUGCUCAGCUGGGUGGGCUCCGUCCUCACCGCCUUCGCUCAGUUCAUCAGCUGGAAUGUUCUGGACACCUGGGGCCAGUCCCCGGGAGGCGGCACGGCUGGGCUGGGGCUGGGUGAGGCAGCGGGCGCCAACUGGACCACCCCUUCCCCCCCGCCCAGGUACCCCGGCCCCCAGGACCGCUCCGUCAUCGGGCAGCACCUCCCCUACGGCGGCUUCCUGUCCAAGUUCUACGUGAAGGACCUGCGCAACUUCACCUACGCCGAAAUCCACGGGACCCACUGGGGGGUGUGCGCCCUGGACACCGUGCUCAGCCCCCAGUUCCUGGUCUACGUCUACGGCGUCACGGCGUUCCUCUUCCCCCUGCUGGUCCUGCUCGCGCUCUACCUGGACCUGCUUUGCGUGGCGCCCAAGCUGGCCCCUGGCGGCCUGUCCCCGGCCCCCAAGGGCCGCCAAGUGGCACGGUCCCGCUCCCUGGCGCUCUCCCUCUCCCUCCUGGUGCUCCUCUGCCUCCCCCUCCACGCCUCCAACGCCCUCCUGCUCUUCUCCCCGGGGACCCUGCAGCCCCCCUGGGUCCCCGCCCUCGCCUACUUCCUCUUCCAGCUCUACGGCCUGGUUCCUCCUCUCCUCCACACCCCUUCCCUCCGCCAGGACCGUGCUCAGCACACGCCCCGGCCCCUGCCUCCCUCUUCCCCUCUGUCUGUUUCCCCGGGGAAGCAUUUCGGCGUAACGCUGUGCUCAGACGUGCGGCCCUGCGGCAUCUGUUGCCCUCCCCGGGGUAAACGCAAAGUGAAAGUAUACCCCCAGGUUUAAGGGGCCUACAGGGAGAACACACUCCUCUGCUUAAUCUGAGUCACACCCGCAGACUAAAACCGAUGCAACAUUCCUCCUCAUAUUAAAAUAUUGUCAUUCUUAUGGUAUACCUGUGACUAACCACAGGACCAAAUUCAGUUACAGACCAUAAACUUUUUACAUUAAAAAUGUAAUCACCGUGAGCUGAUACUCAAUACAAAAGGUAUUUCUCAUUUUAACAGGUAGCCCAUACAGCACCGCGACCCUAAUCUUACCCUACAGUGAAAUCCAUCAGCAGUGUGCCUUCAGUGAUACUUAGCACAGAAUCAAAAUUGAGUUCAUUACACCUUGUUUACCAAGCUACAGGAAAACACUGCAGUGCACUGAGGCAAAAUGAAUGUCCGUGUGACAAUUCCAUUUUUGCUAUGAUUGAACUUGGAUCUCUGCCUUACACUUAAA